AUGGCCGACAAAGGUCUCGAAGAAAUCAAUGAAAACCAGAUCGAGUCAAACUACGAUGAAGUCGUUGACAGCUUCGACAACAUGAACCUCAAGCCCGAACUCCUGCGCGGUGUCUACGCCUACGGCUUCGAACGCCCAUCCGCCAUCCAGCAGAGAGCCAUCAUGCCCGUCAUCAAGGGAAGCGACGUGAUUGCGCAGGCACAAUCCGGCACAGGAAAAACUGCUACCUUCUCCAUCUCAGCACUCCAGAAGAUUGAUCCCAACCUCAAAGCGUGCCAGGCUUUGAUCCUUGCCCCUACCCGUGAACUCGCUCAACAGAUCCAGAAAGUUGUGGUCGCGAUCGGCGAUUUCAUGAACGUCGAAUGCCAUGCUUGCAUCGGCGGCACAAACGUCCGGGACGACAUGAAGGCACUCCAGGAUGGUCCUCAAGUCGUGGUUGGUACUCCCGGCCGUGUCCAGGACAUGAUCCAGCGACGUGUCUUGAAGACCGACAACAUGAAGAUGUUCAUCUUGGACGAGGCGGAUGAGAUGCUUUCUCGCGGUUUCACCGAGCAAAUUUACGACAUCUUCCAGCUCCUCCCGCAAUCCACCCAGGUCGUCCUCUUGUCUGCCACCAUGCCUCAAGACGUUCUUGAGGUCACCACCAAGUUCAUGCGCGAUCCUGUCCGAAUUCUCGUCAAGAAGGCUGAGUUGACCCUCGAAGGUAUCAAGCAAUUCUAUAUUGCCGUUGAGAAGGAGGAAUGGAAGUUGGAUACGCUCUCCGACCUCUACGAGACAGUCACCAUCACUCAAGCAGUUAUCUUCUGCAACACUCGUAGGAAGGUGGACUGGCUCACCGACAAGCUGCAGGCACGUGACUUCACGGUCUCUGCCAUGCACGGUGAUAUGGAGCAGGCUCAACGUGAUGUGAUCAUGAAAGAAUUCCGAUCGGGUUCUUCUCGUGUCCUCAUUGCCACUGAUCUCCUAGCCCGUGGUAUCGACGUCCAGCAGGUCUCCUUGGUCAUCAACUACGAUCUUCCCGCUAACCGCGAGAACUACAUCCAUCGCAUUGGUCGUGGCGGUCGCUUUGGGCGAAAGGGUGUUGCCAUCAACUUCGUCACCGCUGAUGAUGUCCGCAUGAUGCGCGAAAUCGAACAAUUCUACAGCACUCAAAUCGAGGAGAUGCCCAUGAACGUUGCUGACCUCAUUUAA
Molecule: messenger RNA, 1191 nt
Organism: Cladophialophora yegresii CBS 114405
Lineage: Eukaryota; Fungi; Ascomycota; Eurotiomycetes; Chaetothyriales; Herpotrichiellaceae
Product: ATP-dependent RNA helicase eIF4A
Exons: 5
Coding region: 1-1191 (396 amino acids)
Molecular function (GO): RNA helicase activity; RNA binding; ATP binding
Source: RefSeq, a predicted model, not a curated record